UCUCUAUUGCGGUACUCACCUGUUUCCGUACUGACAGAACCAAACCGAUCGCGCUCUGCUCAGCUGCCACUUGAAUUUUCUUUAUUGUCUUCUUCGUGCAUGGUCAAGAAUUCAGCGCGCGGUCCAGAAAAAUGGAUUUUUACGGACUAGAUUAGAAUCUUGUUGUUCUGUGUGACUGUUUUUAGUUUCGAAUCGGACAUGUUUUAAUUGUUUUUUGAGUGACAGAAGUUUAUAGAUUUUUACACAUUUGUUUUGAAAUCAAACUGUGACAAUGUGUAGCAAAGUACAAAUUACUGAAUUGAUGGAUAAGUUUCAUUCGGGCUUUCCCAAGUGUUCGUUAAAACUUCCUGCGUGGGAUAACUUAACCAACGCCCUGCCUCGAUUACACAUACCAGCCAUGCCGGCCGUGCGCUCUAAGCGCGGCUGGUGCGGCUGUCUUCAGGACGAUGAACCACCCGAAAUAACAUACUGUGUGGUAGAAAAUACUGGAACACUUACCCUUCAGGCAAUAACUCCAACACAACCAAUGCCGUCACAGGAAGAAUUAGAUGUAAAAUUUGCAGAACUUGUGGAAGAAUUAGAUUUAACAGCACCAAAUAAGGCAGCAAUGAUGAGCCUACCGCCACAGAAAAAAUGGCAAAUAUAUUGCUCAAGAAAAGGAGAAGACACCGAGGACCAAACACACGCCCCUGAACAUUACGUUGAAAGACUGCGAACUUUAGCCACAUUAGAAUAUCCAGAAACAAAUACUGAAGAAGAAGUUAGAUCUAGGACGAAACAAAUAGAUGGACUGAAAACAGCGUUGCGGACUUGCACGCACAGUUUUGUGAUAAAAUUCAUCGAAUUAGAUGGGCUAAUAGCUCUUUUAGAUUGCUUGGAGAGAAUGGACUAUUUUACCGCUCAAAGUUCGAUACAUACAAGUUUCAUUGGUUGUGUCAAAGCUCUUAUGAAUAAUUCUACUGGUAGGGCACACGUGUUGGCACAUCCGACCAGUAUUAAUACAAUUGCUCAGUCAUUAAGUACAGAAAACAUCAAAACCAAAAUAGCAGCGUUGGAAAUUUUAGGAGCUGUCUGCUUGGUUUCAGGAGGGCAUAAAAAAGUCUUAGACGCCAUGCUACAUUACCAAAAAUUCUCCUUUGAAAGAACGAGGUUUCAGGGCAUUGUGAACGAUUUAGACCGAUCUACUGGAGUUUACAGAGAUGAGGUAAAUCUUAAAACUGCCAUCAUGUCUUUCGUUAAUGCCGUACUAAAUUACGGUCAAGGUCAAGAAAAUCUCGAAUUUAGGUUACACCUUAGAUAUGAGUUUCUAAUGUUAGGCAUACAACCCAUCAUAGACAAACUACGUGGCCAUGAAAACGAAACCUUAAAUCGACAUUUGGAUUUUUUCGAAAUCGUCAGAAAUGAAGACGAAAAAGAACUUGCGAGAAAAUUUGAACAAGAACAUAUUGAUACAAAGAGCUCUACUUCUAUGUUCGAACUUAUAAGAAAAAAAUUAUCCCACACAGCAGCAUAUCCCCACCUCUUGUCUCUUCUGGAACACUGUCUUCUUUUACCUCUAGACUACGGCUCCUAUCCCCAACAUUGGUUACUUUUUGAUAGGAUAGUCCAACAGAUUGUCUUACAGCAAAGCGGAGAAAUGAAUAUUGUUAAAAACCCUGAUGUAUGUCCAAUUGACAUCAACGUUAAAGAGAUUGUUCACUUGUUAGCCAAAGAAGAAGAAUUAGUGGCUGCCAGGAAGAAAGCGGAAGAAUUAGAGAAGGAAAACAUUGACAUGUCGAAUCGGUUAGCAAAAAAAGAACAAGAACUGGAUCAUAGAACGCAGGAAAAAGAAGAUUUAGAAACGGGUUUGGCCAGGUUUAAAGAAAGAUUGGAGAAGGAAACUAGUGCACAUAUCGACACAAGGCAAAGACUAAACGAGUUAGAAUACAAAGCAGCAGACUUAGACCGCCAAAUCAGUUGCGAACGGGGUGAACGUCACCGUCUCGAGCUCCUAGUGAAUUCUGGAUCAAUUCCAGAUGAUGCCAAAGCCAUUAGCCUGAACAAAUCUCUCGAUUCAUCGACGGAAUGCAAAAAUGAAUUCGUGAAUAUACCACCGCCACCACCUUUAGCACCUCCUCCACCACCUCCUGGUAUCCCUGGACCACCUCCACCACCGUGCGCGCCGAUAGCGCCGCCUACAGAGCCUUUGAAGAUAGAAAUUGUCAAGAAAAAUAUUCCGCAACCUACACAGCCUUUGAAAAGCUUUAAUUGGUCGAAAUUGCCUGAUGCUAAGUUGAACGGGACCAUUUGGAAUGAAUUGGAUGACAGUAAAUUGUACAACACAAUGGAGUUGGAUUCUAUUGAUAAACUGUUUUGUGCUUAUCAAAAGAACGGGGUUACGAACGAUGGUUCCAUAGAGGAUCUUCGACAUAUCGGCAAAAACCGUUCUAAAAUACUCUCAGUAAUCGACAGCAGACGUGCUCAAAACUGUACCAUAUUAUUAUCGAAAUUGAAAAUGUCUGAUGAAGAUAUAACUAAAGCUAUAUUAAGCAUGGACAGCAAAGAACAACUUCCCAUGGAUAUGAUCGAACAACUGUUGAAGUUUACUCCAAGUUCCGAGGAAGCAGCACUUUUAGAAGAACAUAGUGAUGAAAUAGAUUCGUUAGCUAGGGCUGAUCGGUUUUUGUAUGAAAUCUCCAAGGUACCUCACUAUGAACAACGUCUACGAAGUCUCCAUUACAAGAAACGUUUCCAAAUUACCCUAAACGAAAUUUUACCCCGAAUAACCAGUGUCAUGGAAGCUUCUCGCGAAGUAUCUCGUUCCAGAAGAUUACGAAAAAUCCUUGAAAUCGUUUUAGCUUUAGGAAACUAUAUGAACCGAGGUGCCAGGGGUAACGCCUCAGGAUUCCGACUGACUUCACUGAACAGACUAACUGAUACCAAAUCUAGUGCUUCCAAAGGCACGACGCUCCUUCAUUACUUGGUACAAGUUUUAGAUAAGAAGUUUAAAGAUGUUCUUCGACUUGACGAAGAUCUACCUCACGUUCGAGAAGCCGCAAAAGUAUCUUUAGGUGAACUUAACAAAGAUAUGGCGCAAUUGAGAGCCGGCUUGAAAGAUGUAGCAAGGGAAAUUGAAUUUCACAUAAGUCAGAGCCCUCUAGCCAAUGAUAAAUUUGUACCUGUCAUGCGAGAGUUUCAAGCUACUGCUACAUGCAGGCUGGCAGAAGUUGAAGACCAAUACCAAGAUAUGAAAAAUCGUUUUGAUCGAGCCGUUCGCCUUUUCGGAGAAGAUCCUACUAACACCCAACCUGAUGAAUUUUUCGGAAUUUUCGAUACCUUUAUAAAUGCUUUUACUGAAGCCCGACAAGACAAUGAAAAUAUGCGCAGAAGGCAGGAAGAAGAAGAGAAACGCGCCAAGCAAGAAGCCGAACUUAAAAAGCUUACUCUUGAAAGAAAACACAGCAGAGAAGGAAUCCUAACAUCAAUCAACAAAAGUCUUAGUUUAAAGAGGGGCGAGAAAAACGGAGACAAAGGUGAAUUCGACGAUUUGAUCUCAGCUCUGAGAACGGGUGACGUUUAUGGAGAAGACAUCGCGAAAUUCAAGAGAUCGAGAAAGAGUAGAGUAGGAACUGGCAGUUCUCCUCCACGUCGGAAUUCUUCGACAAGAGAAGAUAGCAGGGAGAGGGUAGUUGCGAAUGGACGAAGACAGUGAGAAUUUUUAGUUUGUACAAAAGAAACGUCUCAAUAAAUUCAUAGUUUAUUUUAUAAUAUUUGGUCUGUAAAUUGUUUUUAUUCGUUGUAAAUAUAAUUUUACUAAUAAGAAUGUUAUUUUUAUAUUUUUUAUGGAAUCUGAAAUUCUUCAGGUACGAUUGUUUUUUAAAAUUCAGAGAUUCUUAAUUUUCUUAGGUGAGAGAUUCUCAAUUUUCUUCGAGGCUUAAUGUUUCAAAUUAAUUUGACAACAUAAAUUGCUUAUUUACAGACAAUAUUCAAAGUAAAACAAUUUACUCUUUAUUUUGAAGAUAAAGACACCUGCAAAUUGUUUUUAAUCAUUGCUUUUUGGAUUUAUCAAGGGUAUUUUUGCAUUAUAGAAUCAGUUUUGUUUAUCUGGAAAUAGGGCUUUCCAUUUAGUAAGGACACAGUACAGUAAAAAAUUCUACUAUCUAGAAAAAACAACAGUUAUUUUUUAAUUAGUAAGUAAAAUCUGUAGAACUUUAAAACAGUUGCCAAUACAGAAAAAUAUGAUAUACCUAAAUUGGAAUAUAGGAACUAGUAUAUUGUGCAACGAGUGCAGAAAGUAAUCUAUUCUACACAGUAUUGUGUUUACACAUUUUAAUCUUAUAUUCAGUAGUCAAUAGAAGUUGUCAGCUAAUAUUUCAACAUUUUCCAAUGAAAAGUAAAAGGAAUUCAUGUUACUAUUACAUAAACUGAAACUGCGUAAUUAACAUGCGACAUUCUAGAGCCUAUAAUAAAGCUAUUGUAAAAAAUUCACAUUUAAUGCAGUAUACAUAUUUUUCGUCCUAAAUUUUAUUUAGUUAUUGAGAAAACGGAUAACUGUAUGACAAAAUGCCAUAAGGAAUAAUAGUGUAAGUAAUAUUUUCUAACUAGGUAUGCCUUAAAGAUAUACUGUAUUUUCUGAAUCACCCUCUUUACUGCUUUGUAAGUUAUUUGUCAGGUUAGACGAUUCAAUAAUCAACGCCUAUGUUCAACUUUUAAAAAUAUUGUUUAAAUUAGUUAUAUAGGUGAUCAGGAGCGGCUCGUGGCCAAAAUUUUGGGGGUUCCCAGUAGCAUAAUAUAGAUCUCGGUACAGAUGUAGGUAAAAAACUGUCAGUAUUUUAGAGAGUUAUAUUGUAAACUUUCUAAAACACUGAAAGUUUUUUCAUAUAUCUGUACUAUUCUGUCACUGUGAACUCCCAAAAUUUUUCUCACGAGCCGCCACUGUAGGUGAUUCCAGUGAAAUGGUAAAAAAUUAUGUUUGUAAAAUCUAAUAUAUUAAAUACAGAAAUUAUUUAUUGAUGCCAUCAUGCUCAAGGGAUGAUAUAUGUUUGAUUCCCACUUGCGGUUGAGAUCGUUAUUAGGUUUUAUGGGUUUUAUUCUAAGAAAUAAAAAAGGCAUGUCCAUAUUUUGUCUUAUGGCUCUAGCAUUUCUACCGAAUACUGUAGCGUGGAUUUUAUUUUCUCUUCUUUUUUACGUCUUUGGUAAUGCUGUCUUUGUUCUAUUUUGGCUUUUUCAGAUAGUUCAGGGUUUUCCUUUAUUUUUUUUCGCCUUUUUCGCUCACAGUCUUGUUUCUGUUUGCAACCUUUUUCUGUGGUUUGAUAAUUAGCCAUUUUGUUCUGUCAAAAUAAUAAAAUAACAGUUUUUUUAAACGCUAACAAUAAUUUUAGUCAUCCCAUGGAUACCUAUCAUCACUAUGGACAGUCAUGGUCCAUGGUAAUGAUGUCCAUGGUGAUAAUAAGAAAUAGUAUUUUAGCAAUUUUCAAGGUUGUCCCAAUAUUAUAUUCGUUAGAUAUAAUUACUAAAAAACUACUUGACGAAAGAUGCACGGUGUUGAUACAUUAAAAAAAUACGUAUCUCUUUUACCACGUUUAUCACUCAACUACUUCAAGCAAAUCAAAUAACAAAUGUACGCUUCAAUGCUGAUGGAAAACAGAUAUAAAGAAAACUUCGCCUAAUAUAAAAUUCCUCCGGUGGUGCUCCCUAACGGAUUUAAAAUGAAAAAUCGGACGGUCCACGGCGAUGACAUUAUUUCAUGUCAUGGUAACAAAGUAAAAAUGAGUAUUUCGUAAAUUAUGAUUUUAAUUUGAAAUGUUUGUAUGCAGGAAUUGUUUUACAUGUACUCUAUGAAAUGCUAAUAUUAUUUUAUCUCAGAUCGUAUUAUUUGUUUGCGUAUUUUUUCCCAAU
Messenger RNA from Psylliodes chrysocephalus, 5877 nucleotides. Lineage: Eukaryota; Metazoa; Arthropoda; Insecta; Coleoptera; Chrysomelidae. The record is from the annotation of a GenBank genome assembly.